AUGGCAAUGCCAUACAGAUCCGGAAUAUUUGAUAGCAUUAUACGGCUGAUUUCACCCCUUGUAUUUUUGCUGGCAUAUAUUUUGGAUCCUGUGAACUCAGCUAAUAUUUUAGGAUUAUUUGCUUAUCCAGGAAAAAGUCAUUUUAUGGUUUUAAAAGCUAUAAUGAUGGAGUUAGCGAAAAAGGGCAACAAUGUCACUGUUGUUAGCAGUCAUUCAAUAAAUGAAAAAUUAGAAAAUUAUAAUGAACUUUUAAUUGAUCCACCAUUAGAUUAUUGGUCUACAAUUAAAACAGAAUUGGGCUAUGGUGAUAUGUUUGAAAUGCGUGAUAUGUCAACUAGAGAAACUUAUCAAAUGAUGAAUUUAAUUGGAUUUACAACAACUGAUUAUUUUUUAGAAAAUAAUCAUGUUAAAAAUUUAAUUAAUAAUGCAGGAAAUCAACAAUUUGAUUUAAUUAUAGUUGAACAAUUUUUUCAAGAUGCUGUUUUAAUGUUUGGUAAAAUAUAUAAGGCACCAGUUGUUGCAAUAAAUACAUAUAGUAUUGAAAAUCAUAUGUCAACUAUGAUGGGUUUAGUAAUACCAUGGGCACAUUCACCACAAGAUUUUUUACCAUAUUGUGAUAGAAUGAAUUUUUGGGAAAGACUUCAUAAUACUUUUAGUUCAUUAUAUUCGGAAUACAAUAGAAAAUAUAAUUUUUUUCCUCAACAACAUAGUUUAAUACGGAAACAUUUUGGACAUUUGUCAGAAGCUAUACCAUCAAUGGAAGAACUAGAAAAAUCUGUAUCAGUUCUUUUAGCAAAUAAUUAUAUACCGCUUGAUAUUCCAAAACCUAUGGUAAUGGGAAUUGUUUAUAUAGGAGGUGUUCAUAUACCGCCGCCAAAAAAUAUUGUAUGGGAUAUUAAAAGAUUUAUAGAUGAUUCACCACGUGGUGUAAUUUAUUUUAGUUUAGGAACAAAUCUUAAAAGUUCUGAUAUACCACAAGAAAAAUUAAAAGCAAUAUUAAAUGUAUUUAAAAAAUUAAAACAACGUGUUUUAUGGAAAUGGGAAGAUGAAUAUUUACCGAAUUGUCCUGACAAUGUUAUGAUAAAAAAAUGGAUACCUCAAAGUGAUGUCUUGGCGCAUCCCCAUGUCAAUUAUUUUAUAACUCAUGGAGGAUUAUUAAGUAUACAGGAAGCUGUUUAUAGAAAUGUUCCGAUUUUAGGAAUACCAAUUUUUGGUGAUCAACAUAUAAAUAUGAAAAGAGCUACUGAAUUGGGAUUUGGAUUUAAAUUAGAUUAUCAUAAUUUAACUGAGGAAUCAUUUAGCUGGGCUAUUAAUGAAUUAAUAACAAAUCCUCAAUAUUCUACAAAAAUGAGAGAAAUAUCGAAGAUAUUUCGUGAUCGACCAGUAGGUGCUAUGCAUACAGCAAUUUAUUGGAUUGAUUAUGUUAUACGUCAUAAAGGUGGAGAAUAUCUUAAACCAGCAGCUGUUGAUAUUCCUUGGUACAGUCUAUAUUUAAUUGAUAUUAUAUUAUUUAUUGGCUUUUGUAUAUUUUUGAGUGUUAUAACCAUAAUUUUACUUGUAUGGUUAAUAUACUAUAUACGUAACCGUUAUAAAGAAAACCAAAGCUAUAAGAAAAUAAUUUCCAAAGAAAUUUAG
This is a messenger RNA of Condylostylus longicornis, 1635 nucleotides long. Its product is annotated as UDP-glycosyltransferase UGT5-like. The coding region runs from base 1 to 1635 and encodes 544 amino acids. The transcript is spliced from 5 exons. Gene Ontology annotation, molecular function: UDP-glycosyltransferase activity. Lineage: Eukaryota; Metazoa; Arthropoda; Insecta; Diptera; Dolichopodidae. The record is from RefSeq and is a predicted model, not a curated record.